Lineus longissimus is the source of this 3674-nucleotide messenger RNA. Its product is annotated as kelch-like protein 12. Gene Ontology annotation, molecular function: protein binding. The transcript has 7 exons. The record is from RefSeq and is a predicted model, not a curated record. Bases 104 to 1831 code for a protein of 575 amino acids. NCBI's taxonomy places the organism in Eukaryota, Metazoa, Nemertea, Pilidiophora, Heteronemertea, Lineidae.
GUGACCCACCAAGAAAAGUUGCAAUAAACACAGAAAAUCAUAGGCCUACUUUCAAGUUCUAAAAAUAAAUUGAUGUUUUUGACACUGGUGGACCCUGAUUUUCAUGGAAACUUCGCACAUGGGAUGCCACAAAACCAUGAAAGACUCCCGCUUUGUUUCGGUUGCAUACCAUACCACACAUGCCUUCCAGGUCAUGAACGAACUCCGCCAACAGGGCGGGCUAUGUGACAUCACUCUGUGUAUUGAGCAGCGAGAAUUCCAUGCGCACCGCAUUGUCCUCGCAGGAUGCAGUCCGUAUCUGCGAGCCAUGUUUACGAAUGGGAUGCUGGAGUCAGAAAAAAGCAUGAUUGAAAUUCAUGGAAUUGAUCCAGAUGCCAUGGAAAUACUUAUCGAUUUCAUGUACCGGGGAUCCUUGGAGAUCACCAUUGAGAACGUCCAAGCUCUGCUCCAAGGCGCCAGUCUGCUGUCUAUGGUCAGCUUGCGCAAUGCUUGUUCGCAGUUCCUUCAGUCCCAACUGGAUGCAUCAAAUUGUAUAGGUAUCCAAUCAUUUGCUGACAUGUAUUCGUGUGCUGAACUCGACACUGCUGCUCAACAAUACUUAGAACAACACUUCUCGGACGUCGUGCGGGGCGAAGAAUUCUUCCAACUUAGCGAAAAAAAACUAAUCAGCAUUCUGAAAAACGAACGCAUUCAAGUCGAAAAAGAGGAGCAGAUCUUCGAAGCUGUCGUCACGUGGGUUGAAAUCGAUCCUACGAGGCGAGAGUCACUUGCUUGUACCAUAUUGCCAAACAUAAAACUAGCGUUAUUAGAGCUACAGUACCUAGAAGAAGUAGUCGUGAGGACUAACUUUAUUCGGAAUUGUCCGAAAUGCCAAAAUAUUGUCGCUGUUGCACAUAGGAUGAAAAUGGACAACAAUGCACUUGCGACGAUACGCACUCGUGCGCAGCCACAGUGUAUUUUUGUCGUCGGUGGCCGUACGAGUGUUCAUACCCAGUUAAAGAGUAUGGAGCGUUAUGACGUUUGGCGAGACCAGUGGAUCCCCAUGGGCAACAUGAACAUUGCGCGUACAGCUGUUGGCGUGGGAACACUGAAUGGUUUCCUUUACUCCGCUGGUGGAGAGUGUGCCAUCUUGAACACGAAUGAAGACACGUUAUAUCUGCGAUCUCUGGAGUGCUACGACCCGAUACUCAAACAAUGGGAAACGAAACGCGACAUGAAAAUACCUCGAUCUUUCAUCACGCUGGCUGCAUUAGGCCAGUGCUUAUAUGCUGUAGGCGGUGAGAAUCGAUCAGUCAGUUUUGAUAUCAUGGAAAAAUACGAUCCGAAGUUGGACACGUGGUCAUUUGCACCGAGUAUGAAACGGAAACGUGCUGGAGCUGGAUGUGCCGUGUGUGAGGGAAAGAUCUACGUGGCAGGUGGCUAUGAUAAGACGUUCCACACCGACCGUGCGAGUGUGGAGGUGUUCGACCCCGAGUACCAGGAAUGGACGUUCAUUGCCGAAAUGUCGAAGGCACGGUCGGGGCUGGUGCUUGUUGCCAUAGAAUAUAGCAUCUAUGCAAUCGGCGGACGUUUCAGACACACAGACAGAUAUUACGAUUUAGUCGAAAAAUACAACACCAUCACCCAACAAUGGACUACACUGACAGCCAUGAACACACCCCGCGCCUGGCCGGCCGCGACAGUCUACGAAGGCAAGAUCUACGCCAUGGGUGGCUUCGAUGGAUUCAAUCGGUUAAGAACCGCCGAGGUUUAUGAUCCAGAGAAUGACAGUUGGUCGUAUAUCAGUAAUAUGAACAUAAGUCGUGCUGGGAGCGGGUCAGCGAUCGUAUGAUGCUCUGGUGACGGAAUUCUUGAAAGGAAAACCUAAUGUGUGGAAAACGGAUCACUUGGAGUGGGGGGCGGAGUGAUGCAUGUGCUCUCUAUAUUACAGUGGCCCUGGCAAUGCAAAAUAGCUUCGCCUGUGGGUGAGGUUUUUGUUUGCAAACUUAUGGGCAUUUGAAGGUGCUGCUUGGUUGUGAUGGAUAAUGUACUGCAGUGCACUCCUCCCAGUGACAAAUGUGGCGGAAAAUAGAGAGGUUUUAUUGUAUUUCUUUUCUUCAUAUUUUAUGUAAAUCCAGUAUCUUCCAGUUCCGGCUUAGGGUUAGAUGUUUAAGAGUAUUUCAUUCUGCAAAAAUUAGUUUGCACAAAAAUAGCACGCAUGUCCUUGUUGUUCAUCAAUGAACUCCCAGUUUGCUCUGUCAAUUGGUUAACCCCACUUGACAAGCAGUAAGAUUAAGCAAGAUAGCGUACAUUUUUUUACGUGUGUAAAAUACUGUUCACUAAUGUGAGCAGGGCUAGGUCUAGCCCUCGUCGUGAAACUCCCUAAUCUAGCACCACCAUGGCAUUUCAUGGCAUAGCCAAGUCCAGGGAGUUUUGAGGGCGGUUGUCGCCAAAAUAACCCUUAACUCCCAGAAUGAGCACCAACUCCCAUAACCGGAAUCUUUGCCCGACUGGUGGCCACUUCACUACAAAAUUUGUUGGUGUUACACAAAGCUUUCUGCAGCAUCUUUUUUGGCAGUGACGGCACACUCUGCAGUGCAUUGCAUUAUAUACCGGCCUUGUAUCAUGACGUCUGGACACUUGUAUUUUAGGCCAUCAGAACAUACAUAUAGAUGCUGCAUCAGACUAAAGCGUCGGUCCAUCAUUGCGAAAUCGCCGUUAAAGACUUUUCUCAAAUUUUUGAAGAUCCAAAGCAAGCCAUGUAUAUAGCACAAAGAAUAUUUCUAUAUUAAGUUAUACUGUGUCGACACUUCUUAGCCAAUCGAGGGGCACCUGUACAAAAGACCUAUCUUGUGUGUACUAGUAUCUGAUGGCUUAAAAGCGUCAACACAGUUUUGACACAUAUAUGUAUUGUAAUUUAAUUAGGUGCAUUUCUGAACGACGAUCAUCAUAGAAUCUUUUAUAAUCGAUCAUUGGUUAUCUGAGCUUGUGAUGAGCACUAUAUAAUGGUGCCAUUUUUGUCACGAUUAAACAAAUUUUUGGCUUAUUUAUAAAUGUUUUAAAGAUUUUUUCAAAUUAGACAAAAAGUAAAUGUCUCUUUUCCCUGAAAAUGAUACUAUUUAAGAGUCUAUUUUUAUCAUUUGAACAUUUGCUAAAGUUUGUAUAGUGCUGUUUGAAACAACAAGUGAAUGUUUGAUUUUUGUUAGCUGUUUACAUCAGAGGAAUAUAAUGGCAAUGGCUGAUGCACUGGCCUUCCUGAAUGUUGUCAGGCCACUGCACACCUUUUGUUUGUUGUGCGGGUAAGUACAGUGGCACUGUUGGCCAAGGCCAGACUUUAGAUAAAGGCUGAGGGCUGGGUAGAUUCCCUUACUCUUUGCGAAUGAUCCAAAGUGUUGUUUUGCCAAGGAUCUGGGGUACUAAUACUGGAAGAGAGGAAGAACCUUGGCUACAUUUGCCUAACUGUUCACCUAAUACAGACUCCUUCCCCUGGUGGUGGUUUCGGGAACCAUCCUGCUUUGUCCAUGUUGUUACAUUGUAUUUCAUUGCAAUCAAUGUCGCCUCCCGUUUUUGCGGAGCAACAUUUUUGACGUCUGCUUUGAGCUGAACAGUAUUGCUUAUAGUUGUCUGCUAAUAAGUGGUAAAUGAUGAACCUAUCUAUUUUUCUUGUUAUCAAAAGCUUAAUAAAGUCAAUCCUA